CACUGCCAGGAUGGGAAUACAUAGAGGGGAGCAGAACAAAUCACACUGCGACGUCAGGUGAAUGUUUUAUUAUUGAAGAAGAUAAUUGAAGUGUUAAAAUUAUAAUAUUUGAAUACUGGACAAUUUAAAUCUACAAUGAUUCUAAUCACAUGGGUCCUAGUGGCUGUAACUGCAUUAUGGCUCUAUUUCCGCCGCCGGUACUCCAGGUUCACCUCCCGGGGAGUGAAACACCUCCCAGUGGUGCCACUGCUGGGUCACAUGCUGCCCAUCAUGAUGAAGAAGCAUCACGUGGCUUACCACAUUGAUAUGAUGUACCACAAGUUUGCUAAUGAAAGGUUCAUCGGCAGAUACGAAUUUGUAAGCCCCACUAUCGUCAUUAAAGAUCUGAAGCUCAUAAAGAAGAUAACAAUAAAGGAUUUUGAGCACUUUAUUGAUCACAAAGAUUUCACUGAUGCGACCCUUGAUCCACUUUUUGGUAGAAAUCUAUUCUCUUUAACAGGUCACGAAUGGAAACAAAUGCGUUCAUUCCUUAGCCCAGCUUUCACCUCCUCUAAAAUCCGACACAUGAUGCCUAUGAUCGAAAAAGUGGCCAAGCAAAUGACAGAGGCCUUGAAAAGUGACCUCAAGGAAUCUGAGUCUUCCUACAUUGAAGUGGACUGUAAGGACUUGACCACACGUUCUACUAACGAUGUGAUCGCGUCUUGCGCAUUUGGUUUGAAGACAGACUCUUACAAGGAACCGAAUAAUCCCUUCUAUAUUGUGGCGAAGAAUAUAACUUCCUUCGAAUUGCGUCACUUCAUUUUGUUCUUCACUUACGCGUCAUUUCCUGCUCUUUUCAGGCUAUUAAAGCUUACCUUACUGACAAAAGAAACUGUGCAAUUUUACAAAGAUCUCGUUUUAAAUACAAUGAAGGACAGAGAAGUGCGAAACAUUUUGAGACCUGACAUGAUUCAUCUACUGAUGGAAGCAAAAAAAGGUACACUGAAAAAUGAUGAUAAAAAUGUGAUCAAGGAUUUUGGAUUUGCUACCGUAGACGAGUCUACGCUAGCUAAUAAAACUGAAUUCAGAGCGUGGUCCGACGUAGACUUAGUGGCCCAAGCGGUAAUAUUCCUGGUGGCUGGUUUUGAAACGGUGUCGUCAGCUUUGACCUCCGCUUUAUACGAGUUAGCAAACAACAAAGAUGUACAAGACAAGCUUGCUGAAGAAAUAAAGGAGUUUGAUGCUAAAAAUAAUGGCAAAAUGGAUUUCGAAACUGUAUCAAGUAUGAAUUAUAUGGAUAUGGUGGUAUCUGAAGUUCUUCGCGUUUGGCCACCGCUUACCAUUUUGGAUAGGAUAUGCGUAAAGCCAUAUAACCUAGGCAAGCCUAAUAAAGACGCCUCCGAUGAUUUUACUGUCAAUAAAGGAGAGGUCGUGGUUAUCCCAGUGUGGUCUUUACACCAUGACCCCAAUUACUUCAGGGAUCCAGAGAAAUUCGAUCCGGAAAGAUUUUCCGAGGAAAACAGACGUGAGAUCGACCCCUUCAUUUAUAUGCCAUUUGGGAUUGGUCCUAGAAACUGUAUCGCAUCAAGAUUUGCGCUGUGCGAAUUGAAAGUGUUACUCUAUCUUAUAAUCAAGGAGUUUGAAAUCUGUCCAUCGCCACGAACAGUUUACCCUGAGAGGUUGUCCGCCGGAUCCUUUCACAAUCGCUUUGACAGUGGACAUUGGGUGCGUUUUAAUAUUAGGAGUUGAAUGUGUGUACCCACUACACCAUUAUAAUACGUUGUUAGGGACCCAGGAACAAAGUAUUUAUUCAUGACACCAUGCUCAAACUAUGUGUUGUAUGUGAUAUUGACGAGUACUUCAUGAGUUUAUUUUCAAAAUCGGUUCAGUACCUAUAUCCAGAGAUUACCCCGUUCAAUAACAUGAACUUUAUCUUUAUCACAUUACAUUAGUACCGUACCGUAUAUAGAUUACAAUUCCACUUUCUAUACCCAUACCUAUAUAUUUAUAUUCUCAAUCUAUGUUUAAUAUGUAGAUAAUUCACUAGGCAAUAAUGUAAUAUUACAAUAAAUAACUUUAAAUAGUUAAAAAACUAAUAAACACGUUCUUGGCACACACUACAAAUUACAAAUAUUGGAUUCAAGUCACGUGACUUUUUUUUUUUAUUUCAAUUCCUGACAGCAAACCUUUUCACUUGAUAUCCAUAUCAUAGGGGUGGAUUUCGAACAGCCAGUCCGCCAUCUUGGGGAAGCCGCCAUAUUAUUUUCUUAGCUAGUGAUGUAUUGUCAUCAAAACUCAGAGCGUGUGCAAAAUUUCAUCCUACACGAAUUGACCGGAAAGUGGGUCAAAUUAAGAUUCCAAUAUUCGUCUUUCCUACAUAGUUAAAGUGAUUGGGAAAGCCGCCAUUUGGAUUUGUAAUGACGUUUCUUUGCUAAUCAUGUAUUAUCGCCAGAACUAAGAGCGUGUGCAAAAUUUCAUCCUAAUCGAAGAC
This is a messenger RNA of Bicyclus anynana (squinting bush brown), 2470 nucleotides long. Its product is annotated as cytochrome P450 9e2-like. Bases 136 to 1728 code for a protein of 530 amino acids. NCBI's taxonomy places the organism in Eukaryota, Metazoa, Arthropoda, Insecta, Lepidoptera, Nymphalidae. The transcript is spliced from 11 exons. The record is from RefSeq and is a predicted model, not a curated record. Gene Ontology annotation, molecular function: heme binding; oxidoreductase activity, acting on paired donors, with incorporation or reduction of molecular oxygen; monooxygenase activity.